Molecule: messenger RNA, 1019 nt
Organism: Hippoglossus stenolepis (Pacific halibut)
Lineage: Eukaryota; Metazoa; Chordata; Actinopteri; Pleuronectiformes; Pleuronectidae
Product: up-regulator of cell proliferation
Source: RefSeq, a predicted model, not a curated record
GUGUCAAACUCAAAGUGAAAGUGUCUUGCUGAGGAGCAUAAAAGGAGUGUUCUGCAGCGCAUUAUUGCAUUGGCUCGUGUGGUGGAGAGAGGUGUUUUGUCUACGGCAUCAGCAGAAAUACUUCACCUGCAAGACCUGAGUAACUGCGAAAGAAAAUCCUGGACAAAAGAAUGCAGUCGUGCCAUGGGUAAAUUUCCUUCAAAGUGAGAAGCACAAGUGAGAGGAUUGAGAGUACAGCCACAAUGGAGGGAAUGGGCGAUGGAGAUCCACCUGGUCAUCAUAACCUUGGCGCCAAUAGAAACCGCCACGAAGAGACACAACAACAGACCUUGUUGGAGGAUCUGGGCUUGAAGCAGCGCUACACAGAGAAGCUAACACUGAGCGAAAUACUGCAGAUUGACCCGAAGGCCAUCACUGAUGAACCUGCCAAGUGCAACUCAGAUCUUCCAUGGUAUUUUGAAGAACUAAUGAUGGUAAAUGUGACACAGAGAAAAAAAUCAGAAUGUGAAUCAUCCAAUGACGGAGUUAAUGAAACGAUUGAAUUUGACUUCAGUAAUCAGGAGCCACAUUACAGACUCAGGCAGACAAGGUAAACCCCCUUGACGGUAAUCACUGCUCUCUUCCUGUGGGGUUCUGAUGGUUUUGUGCAACAGAAAUGGGCCCUCAAAAUGUCCAUGUGUCAGUUUUGCUUCCUGCUUCCAGAUUGUGACACAGAUCAGUGCAAACUCAUGCUUUGGGCCAUGAGAGACAUUGCUAAAACGUACAGACCUCAGUCACUUGUACAAUCCAAGGGUUUUACUGAAGAAAGAAUUGUCUCUGAAAUUCCAAUGAUAUCUUUUGUGACUGGGGAAUGUUCCAUGUCCAAGUCAGAGAUUCUCAAUAAGCUUUUGAGCAAUGUUUUUGUUCACAAGAAUAUGGAGUGUGGUGACACUCCAAGAAGAAUAUCCAAUGGACUGACUGAAAUAACUUGGUACCUUCCUUCUGGCAAAGAAAACAUUGAUAUUUAUACAACAAUGUGA